This is a messenger RNA of Vigna unguiculata (cowpea), 1461 nucleotides long. RefSeq names its product guanylyl cyclase 1. The record is from RefSeq and is a predicted model, not a curated record. Lineage: Eukaryota; Viridiplantae; Streptophyta; Magnoliopsida; Fabales; Fabaceae.
UAAGUAAUCCGUUUGACAAAAAAAAAAAAAUGAUUAAGAAGAAGAAGGAGAAGAAAAGGCAUGGGGGAAACACAGGUCAGAGAACUGAGAAGAAGGAAAAGAACAGCAAAGGCACCCACCUGACCUAACAUAACCAAACAAACCCCUCACCCCAAUUCGCGUUUUCCUCUUCUCUCCUUUCUUCUGGAUUUCUCUCUGAGUUCACCUUCUCCGAAUCGGCUUUAGUCUUCUUCAUUCACCGCGAAAUUCAUUGUAGCGGAUCUGACUUGGGUUUUGGGCGGUCUGCAGACACUGCAUGCGUAUGGGGAAGAAAUUCUACCCAUUCGGUUGAGACUCCUGGAUAUCUGUUUGGAAUUAAACUUAUCACACUCACUUUGGUCAUAAUGUGGCCCAUAUAUUUGCUAUUCAACAAGAUUCUCAAGACUGGAGAUGAGAGAGAACUAAGACGAGAUCAUUUGAAUGCGAUAGAUCCAUACCUCUUUCAGCAGCCAUCAUGUAACAUAGAUUCCCAUCCUCCCUCCUUGCUCUGUUCACACUUCCCUGAAGUACCGCAUGUAAACCAAAUUUAUACAUGGGAUUGUGGCCUUGCUUGUGUCUUGAUGGUUUUGAAAACUAUUGGUGUCAACAACUACGAUAUUCAAGCACUGGCUGAACUAUGCUGCACGAAUAGCAUUUGGACUGUUGAUUUGGCAUAUUUAUUACAGAGAUUUUCUGUCACUUUUUCCUACUUCACGGUGACCUUUGGUGCAAAUCCAAACUAUUGUGUUGAAUCAUUUUACAAGGAGGAGCUGCCUAAUGAUCUUGUGAGAGUGGAUUUACUAUUUCAAAAAGCAAUGGAAGCUGGGAUUGAUAUACAGUGCAGGUCAAUUAGUGCAGAAGAGAUUUCUAUUCUCGUAUUAUCUGGGAAAUAUAUUGCUAUUGCAUUAGUUGACCACAACAAAUUGAGUCCUGUUUGGCAAGAAGGUGUUCCUGUGCCUGGUGUCGCCAACAACCCUGGCUAUACAGGUCAUUAUGUGUUGAUAUGUGGCUAUGAUGCUAGAGCGGAUAUGUUUGAGAUUAGAGAUCCUGCCAGCUCUAAGAAGCACAAGAGGAUUUCUUCAAAGUCUUUAGAAGAAGCUCGCAAAACCUUUGGCACUGAUGAGGAUCUUCUUUUGAUAUGUUUGGAGAAGAGCAAUAAUCAUCAUCAAUCUUCUCUGCAACUGUCCAUUGAUGUCAAUAGUGAUUAUUGAUUUUCUUGUUUCGCAAUAAUUUGUCAGUUUCAUUGCUGUUUUUUUUUUUUGCAUAUAUUACAUAUUCCUUGUGUAUUUUAGUAGCUACAGUCUAUUAUUUAUUUAUAUUCCCAGUAUAAACCUCUUGAUAGGUUUAGUUUGGGCUAUAUGUAUUGUGUAUGUUUACUCCAAACUGUAUAGUAACCAUAAAUUCAUUUUAAUGGAAUGUAAACCAUGUGUCCUUUCUCGGAAA